AGGAAAGAAAAGACACCUAGAUCAAUGUUAAGAGUCACUUUUUAACACUAUGAUAUGGAAAUGAAAGUGAUCAUCAAGGACAAUGAUGAUACAAAGUGCCCAAAUGCUUAAUGGGUGGAAUUGACAUAUGCUUAGAUGUGGAAACUUGAACAGCUAAAAAGUUUGUCUCCUAGUCUUAAUCAACGGCUGAUAAAUAAAAGUAGUAGUAGGUUGGAAUCAAUAAAUAAAUCUUAUACAGUUGUAAUAAAGAAAUCAACACAUCUUUGCGUAAAGAAUUGGCCAGUAGCACUCCACCCUGCCCUUCCUAUAUUCUUUCCUAUGGAGAUAUCACUUGUUUGAUGUCUCAAUUUUGCCUUAAAUUUCAAGAAAACAAUGAUUCCCUUUCUUUGGUUAAUACUUCUAACACACAUUAGAUGGGUGAAUCCAGCAGAUCUAGCAAAUGUUCAAACUUCACAGGUCCAAACCAUAUUCAUAUUAGCCGGACAAAGCAACAUGUCUGGCCGAGGUGGUGUCAUUAACCAUGGGCAAAAUGGCAUAGUUAAUGAAACAUGGGAUGGUGUAAUCCCACCAGAGUGUCAAUCCAAUCCAAACAUCCUCAGACUCAGUGCAGGACUUACAUGGGUUGAAGCUCAAGAACCACUUCACCAAGACAUAGAUUUGGGUAAAGUUUGUGGGGUUGGACCAGGAAUGUCAUUUGCCAAUUCAGUUCUUAAAAGAGAUCCAAGUAUUGGAGUUAUUGGUUUGGUCCCUUGUGCUAUUGGAGGAACAAAUAUUAGUGAAUGGGCUCGUGGGGGUGUUUUGUAUAAUCAUAUGAUAAGGAGAACAGAGGCUGCUUUGCAAGGAGGUGGGAAACUUCAAGCUUUGCUGUGGUACCAAGGUGAGAGUGAUACUCAGACUCUUGAGGAUGCCAAAUUGUACAAAUUUAGAUUGAAGAGAUUAUUCAAGAAUGUGCUCCGUGAUCUACAGUCACCUACAUUGCCUGUGAUUCAGGUGGCAUUGGCAUCAUCUCUAGGACCUUAUAGGGAGCAGGUUAGAAAAGCUCAACUGGGUAUUAAUUUUCCAAAUGUAAGAACUGUUGAUGCCAAAGGGCUUCCAGUGGGGAUGGAUAAUGUGCACAUUACAACAAUAGCACAAGUCCAUCUUGGACAGAUGUUAGCUGAUGCCUUUCUUCAAACUCAAACCACCCAGGCUGUUCUUCUCCCUAUUCAGACAGUGACUAGCAAUGCCCCCAAAAGUUGCUCAAAUUUUGUUUUAGAUCUUCUACUUAGUCCAUUUAGAUAAUGCAGAUUGCAGAUAUCAGAGAUUUAUUCGCGGGAUCAAGAUCCAACCCGUCUAUGGUUGCAUCAAACCUACCAAAUCAACAAGUAGUUUAUUAUAUUGUUCACAGGGGUGCAAAUUUUUUAUAGGUAGAUGAUACUCAUCAAACCUCAGAGAAGGCCAAACACAUCCCAAGUGGGCGCGCAGAAGUGGAAUCUGCUUGGUUACACUCUAUUCACUCCGUUCAAUUAUGUUCUUUCAAAAGGCAAAGCCAAAGAUUUAUUUCAUGUUUCAUAAAGCUCAAGUCUUGAUGAUGUAUAUCUCACUCGCACACAUAGUAUAUAAGUUAAAUAACUAUUUAUUUCAUGAUUUAACUUGAUGGUUGAUGUUAUAUUGAAUGUAUGGCACUGAAAUUGUAAAAUGGCCUUAUGCUUCAGCUUCUCCCUGGAAUUAUGCUGGG
Lycium ferocissimum is the source of this 1717-nucleotide messenger RNA. Its product is annotated as probable carbohydrate esterase At4g34215. The transcript is spliced from 2 exons. The record is from RefSeq and is a predicted model, not a curated record. Lineage: Eukaryota; Viridiplantae; Streptophyta; Magnoliopsida; Solanales; Solanaceae. Bases 373 to 1281 code for a protein of 302 amino acids.